CACCCUCGCCGCCGCGACACACAUCGCCGUCGUCGGAGGAGGAGACACCAUGGCGGCGGCGGCCUUCUCAUGCUGCCAUGGCGCCGGCGGCAUGGUGGUGAUCGUGGUGGUGGUGAUGGCGAUGUUGGGAGGGGUGGUCGCCGGCGGGGAGCCGCCGUUCUCGUGCGGCGGGGCGGCGGCGGGCGGCGGGCAGGGGUACGCGUUCUGCGACGCGACGCUGCCGGCGGAGCAGCGGGCGGCGGACCUGGUGGCGAGGCUGACGGCGGCGGAGAAGGUGGCGCAGCUCGGGGACCAGGCGGCGGGCGUGCCGCGGCUGGGCGUCCCGGCGUACAAGUGGUGGUCGGAGGCGCUCCACGGGCUGGCCACCUCCGGCAGAGGGCUCCACUUCGACGCCCCCGGCUCCGCCGCGCGCGCCGCCACCAGCUUCCCCCAGGUCCUCCUCACCGCCGCCGCCUUCGACGACGACCUCUGGUUCCGCAUCGGCCAGGCCAUCGGCACGGAGGCGAGGGCGCUGUACAACAUUGGCCAGGCAGAGGGGCUGACCAUGUGGUCCCCCAACGUGAACAUCUUCAGGGACCCGCGGUGGGGCCGUGGCCAGGAGACCCCCGGCGAGGACCCCACCAUGGCGAGCAAGUACGCCGUCGCCUUUGUCAAGGGGAUGCAGGGGAACUCGUCGGCGAUCCUCCAGACCUCCGCGUGCUGUAAGCACGUCACCGCGUAUGACCUCGAGGAUUGGAACGGUGUCCAACGCUACAAUUUCAACGCAAAAGUGACGGCGCAGGAUCUAGAGGACACAUACAACCCGCCGUUCAGGAGCUGCGUGGUGGACGCCAAGGCUACGUGCAUAAUGUGCGCCUACACUGGCAUCAAUGGCGUCCCGGCCUGCGCGAACGCCGACCUCCUGACCAAGACCGUCAGGGGAGACUGGGGCCUGGACGGGUACAUCGCCUCGGACUGCGACGCGGUCGCCAUCAUGCGUGAUGCGCAGCGCUACACACAGACGCCGGAGGACGCCGUCGCCGUCGCCCUCAAGGCCGGAUUGGACAUGAACUGUGGCACCUACAUGCAGCAGCACGCCACGGCGGCGAUCCAGCAGGGGAAGCUGACGGAGGAGGACAUCGACAAGGCGCUCAAGAACCUCUUCGCCAUCCGGAUGCGGCUCGGGCACUUCGACGGCGAUCCCAGGAGCAACAGCGUGUACGGCGGGCUCGGGGCUGCCGACAUCUGCACACCGGAGCACAGGAGCCUCGCGCUCGAGGCGGCGAUGGACGGCAUUGUCUUGCUCAAGAACGACGCCGGCAUCCUCCCGCUCGACCGGACGGCGGUGGCCUCCGCGGCAGUCAUUGGCCCCAAUGCCAAUGAUGGCCUGGCCCUCAUCGGCAACUAUUUCGGCCCGCCGUGUGAAUCGACGACGCCGCUCAACGGCAUACUGGGGUACAUCAAGAACGUGAGGUUCCUCGCUGGUUGCAAUUCGGCGGCCUGCGACGUAGCCGCCACGGACCAAGCUGCUGCGGUAGCGAGCUCUUCGGAUUAUGUCUUCCUGUUCAUGGGGCUCAGCCAGAAGCAGGAGAGCGAAGGGCGCGACAGGACAAGCCUGUUGCUCCCCGGGGAGCAGCAAAGCCUCAUCACCGCCGUAGCCGACGCGGCGAAGCGCCCUGUGAUCCUGGUGCUCCUCACCGGUGGCCCGGUGGACGUCACGUUCGCGCAGACGAACCCAAAGAUCGGCGCCAUCCUGUGGGCUGGUUACCCAGGGCAAGCUGGUGGUCUCGCCAUCGCCAGGGUGCUCUUCGGUGACCACAACCCCGGUGGGAGGCUGCCAGUGACAUGGUACCCAGAAGAGUUCACCAAGGUGCCCAUGACGGACAUGCGGAUGCGUGCCGACCCAGCCACCGGCUACCCUGGCCGGAGCUAUCGCUUCUACCAGGGCAAGACCGUCUACAAGUUCGGCUACGGUCUCAGCUACUCCAGCUACUCACGUCAGCUGGUCUCUGGUGGUAAGCCAGCAGAGUCCUACACCAACCUACUUGCUAGUCUGAGGACAACAACAACAUCAGAAGGUGAUGAGAGCUACCACAUUGAAGAGAUCGGCACUGACGGCUGUGAGCAGCUCAAGUUCCCGGCGGUUGUGGAGGUGCAGAACCAUGGCCCCAUGGAUGGCAAGCACUCUGUGCUCAUGUACCUCCGGUGGCCGAAUGCUAAGGGCGGCCGCCCGACAACCCAGCUGAUCGGUUUCAGGAGCCAGCAUCUCAAGGUAGGGGAGAAGGCCAACAUCAGGUUUGACAUCAGCCCAUGUGAGCACUUCAGCAGGGUAAGGAAAGACGGCAAGAAGGUGAUCGACAGAGGGUCUCACUACCUCAUGGUUGACAAGGAUGAGUUAGAGAUUAGAUUCGAGGCCUGAGUUUUAGAUGGAGGGAAGGAAUUACAGGUGGUGCAUACGGUGCAAUUCUUUCACUGUAUAAUUUAUUUGUUGCAGUGGUUAUGAUUCAGUUGCCUCGGAAACUGAGGUUUCUAGGCUCCAGGAGAUGUGUUUAGCACCUUUUCAGGUAUAGCUCACACAUUAUUCCAGACCAGAAAUGUCUCCCAGACUCCCGGUAUCUUUGAAAUGGAUAGUCUGGGGAACAUGUAAAAUGGAUUAUUGAUUUACCACCUCACAAUUAACGAGCAAUAAUAUUUUAUACCCUUCUCUG
Oryza sativa Japonica Group (Japanese rice) is the source of this 2687-nucleotide messenger RNA. Its product is annotated as probable beta-D-xylosidase 7. Gene Ontology annotation, cellular component: plant-type cell wall. Gene Ontology annotation, molecular function: alpha-L-arabinofuranosidase activity; xylan 1,4-beta-xylosidase activity. NCBI's taxonomy places the organism in Eukaryota, Viridiplantae, Streptophyta, Magnoliopsida, Poales, Poaceae. The record is from RefSeq and is a predicted model, not a curated record. Gene Ontology annotation, biological process: xylan catabolic process; arabinan catabolic process.